AUGCAUAUGGGGAUGAGGGAGAAGAAGGGUUUUAUGGCGGUGAAGCUUGACAUGUGCAAAGCAUAUGAUAGAGUGGAGUGGGUUUUUUUAAAAGCGGUGAUGAAACGUAUGGGUUUUGGCGCCCGGUGGAUUGCACUUGUUAUGAUGUGCGUCAAGACAAUGAAGUACUCUAUCAUUGUUAAUGGGAACCCUUAUGGGAUGAUUACUCCGUCUCAGGGCAUUCGACAAGUGGACCCUAUAUCACCUUAUCUCUUUUUCCUAUGUGCAGAGGCUCUAAGUGCUUUGAUCACUACAGUAAAUGCAGAUGGAAGGUUAACGGGGGUCCCUACUUCGACACAUGGUCCAGAAAUUAGCCACCUUUUUUUUGCCGACGACAGUUUAUUAUUUUGUCGGGCAAAUUUGAUACAAUGGAAUCACUUGUCUUCCAUCUUGCAAUUAUAUAAAGAGGCGUCGGGUCAGAAAAUGAAUGCCAAUAAGACCGCUAUUUUCUAUAGCAGAAAUACUCCAGUGGCUGACAAGGAAUAUAUUCAAGGGGUAGCUGGAAUCCCUAUCAAUCAAAGAUAUGACACAUAUUUGGGGCUUCCUGACCUUGUGGGGCGGUUGAGAACUAGUGCUUUUAAAAGCAUUACGAAGAGAGUUUGGAAGCGCCUUCAAGAUUGGAAGAUUAAAUUUCUAUCUCAAGCUGGGAAGGAGAUUCUUUUGAAGGCGGUGAUCCAGGCUAUCCCUACCUAUUGCAUUAGUGUUUUCAUGCUUUUGAAGGCGCUAUGUACAGAAAUAAAUUCGAUGAUGGCAAAGUUUUUUUGGGGUCAUAAGGAAAAGGAUAAACGAAUCCAUUGGAUGAGUUGGAACAAGUUAUGUUUUUCAAUGGCUAAAGGAGAUUGCUCGAUUCUUGAAGCCUCUCUUGGGAAAAAACCAUCCUUUGCAAGGAGGAGUAUCCACAACUCAAGUGAUCUUGUUCGAGAGGGAUUGGUGUGGAGAGUUGGUAAUGGGAAAACUAUUUGCAUUUGGAAAGAUAUAUGGAUUAAUUCUCCGACUACUUAUCAAGUGCAAACAGCCCCAAGAAUUCUGGCGGACACUUCCAUGGUGGUGGAUGGAAUGCUCAAAAAAUGUGGUAGUGAGGAUUUUGCCCAGUUUGUGAGUAUAUCCUGGUGUAUAAGGCUACGGUGGAAUGAAGUAAUACAUAAUGAAAUUUUUCUGCACCCAAAUCAACUUAUCAAGCAAGUGGGUCUAGUAGGAGAAAAUUUCCACUUGAUUCUGGCGGGGAGAAGAACACAGCAAGUACCAACUGGAGAACCUCCCCUGAUUUCCUGGAUAGCCAUGCCCCAUGGCUGCUUGAAAGCUAAUUGGGACGCUGGCUUUAAUAGGAGAAAGGGCCGAAUGGGUUUGAAAGCAGUGAUCUGA
Molecule: messenger RNA, 1401 nt
Organism: Corylus avellana
Lineage: Eukaryota; Viridiplantae; Streptophyta; Magnoliopsida; Fagales; Betulaceae
Source: RefSeq, a predicted model, not a curated record